Brassicogethes aeneus is the source of this 1254-nucleotide messenger RNA. The record is from the annotation of a GenBank genome assembly. Lineage: Eukaryota; Metazoa; Arthropoda; Insecta; Coleoptera; Nitidulidae.
AAGUUAGGUUACGGUAAUUUAAGGUUAGGUUUAUUUUGAUUUGUCUCACGUGCCUACCUCAGAAAACAUGACGAAAAAAUCGGUUAAGAGAAAACGCCAGGAACCGGAACCUAAGGUGGAAAAAGAAGAAACACCUCUUCCUGCCGUAAGGCAAUCAGACGAACCUGUCCCUAAAAGGUCAAAAUGGAUAAACAAACAGAGGGUAUUGGUGUUUGCCUCGAGAGGAAUAAGCCACAGGGACAGACAUUUAAUGGAGGAUUUAAAGAAACUAAUGCCCCAUCACAAACCUGAAGCCAAAAUGGAAAGAAGCAAAACUUUGUCGGUGAUCAACGAAAUAUGUGAAAUGAAGAAUUGCACAAAAGCAAUGAUGUUUGAGGGAAGAAAGAAGAAGGAUUUAUAUAUGUGGCUAAGCAAUGUACCCAAUGGCCCCAGUAUAAAGUUUUUAGUUGAAAAUAUUUACACCAUGGAAGAACUAAAAUUAACUGGUAACUGUCUUAGAGGCUCUCGCCCUUUGCUAAGUUUUGACCCCAUAUUCACAGAAAAACCCCACUUAGCCCUUUUAAAAGAAAUUUUCACUCAAGUUUUCGGCGUUCCGAGACAACACCCCAAAAGCCAACCAUUCUUUGACCAUGUCUACACUUUCUCGAUACUAGACAACAGAAUAUGGUUCAGAAACUUCCAGAUUCUUUCUGAAGAUGGCGCGUUGGCGGAAGUGGGCCCCAGAUUUGUUAUGAACCCAGUUAAGAUAUUUUCAGGCAGUUUUGGAGGGGUUGCUUUGUGGGAGAACCCCACUUACGUUAGUCCUGCCAGAUAUCGUCAACAAGUGAGGAUUGUGGCAAAGAAUAAAUAUUUGAAUAGAAUGCAGCAGAAGGCGCAUGCUGAAGCUACAAGGCCUAAGGAUGCCUAUAAUUUGACUCCUUUGCAAGACAUAUUCGAGGGGGAUAUUUUGAAGAAAGCUAAAGAAAUAGAGAAGAAGGAAAAUAAUAAAAUUGAAGAAGAGGAGGUGGAGGAGGAAGUUAAAGAAAAAUCCCCAAAAAAAAUAAAGAAAAAGAAGUUGGGAGUUAAAAGUAAUGGUUUAAAGAAAAAGGUAAAUGGUUCUCCAACAAAUAAAAAAAUAAAUAAGAAACUUACCACAAUAAAAAAGAAAAAGGUUAAAGCAACAUAAUUAUUCUUAAACUUAUCUAAUGUUUAUAACUCCAACAUAAACAAUGUGUUUUAUAAUUUUAUUGUUACAAUAAAUUGCAUUUUACAUUU